UCCAUCAGCAUGGAAGUGCCAGAAUAAUACAAACUCAAAGUCUGUUGAGCUGACGUUCAUGCACAGAGGUGGCAAGGUGGAGCUCUGUUCCUGCAGGCUUCAGCUGAACAGCAGGUCCCAUGCAGUAGUCGUUGGGCAGCAUGGCGUCUGAUGCGAGUCACAUGUUGGAAGCUGCUUUGGAGCAAAUGGACGACAUCAUCGCAGGCUCUAAGGUGAUGGUGGAGUUCACUAACGGUCUACCAGAUCUGGGUUCUCCGGUCAGUGUGGGUCCUCUGCAGGUGUUACAUUUAGCAGAGGAGCUGCGUUUGGCUCUAGAGGUUCAGGGUGGAGAAAGUCGAGACACUCUGCGCUCACAGCUGCCCUGUUCCACUGCACAGACCCUGCUGGCGUGGCUGGACAACGGCAUGGUUAACCGCCAGCCAUGUUCAAACAAUGAGACGUAUCAAGAGCGCUUGGAGAGAUUAGAGGGAGACAAAGAAUCUCUGGUUCUGCAGGUGAGUGUCCUGACGGAGCAGGUGGAGGCUCAGGGAGAGAAGAUCAGAGAUCUGGAAGCCUCUCUGGAGGAACAUCACCACAAACUUAUCUCCACAGAGGAAAUGCUCCAGCAGGAGCUACUGAACCGCACCUCGUUGGAGACUCAGAAGCUGGAUUUGAUGGAUGAGGUUUCGUAUCUGAAGCUGAAGCUGGUCAGUAUGGAGGAGGAUCACAACCACACAGAGAGAGACGACAAGCAGCACAAAGCCGAGUGUGUGGUUAAUGUGAUCAGUGAGCUCCAGGCGCAGAUGCGCAAAUUCCAGCAGGAGAUCACCACACGCAUCCAGAAGCAGCGGGCUCUCGAGGGCCACCCGGAGAGCACGGCUCGUGAUGUCCACGAUGCGCGUGAUGCUCUCAAUCACAGCCCAGAUGCGGACCUGAGCUCAUCAGAUGCCGAGGACCGCAGACGCCACUGUAGUUCUGGAGGAGACAACCAGGCUCUUUUGCACGAGCUGCGCGUUUUGAAAGCCAAAGUGGAUGAUUUGGAGAACGAGAAAUCGCAGUAUGAGAGAAAGCUGAAAGCCACAAAGACGGAAAUCAGCGAGCUUCAGCAGCUUUUGUCCUCCAAAGAUGCAGAGAUCGAGAGUCUACAGAAUCAAGUCCUGUCCAGAGGAAAUACAAAUAACGACAGCGUGGAGAGAGACGAGGUGUACAGGAGGAAAUUAAAAGACAAACAUCUGGAGAUACAGAGGCUGAAAAUUGGGAUGGAGUCACUUUUAGCUGCAAAUGAUGAAAAGGAUCGCCACAUCGAGGAACUCACAGCGCUGCUCGGCCAAUACAGGAAGUGCAAGGACAUGAUGGUGCUUUCUCAAGUGUGUGGUGAUCGGUUGCUGUGUGGAAGCAGUGAGGAGGAUCUGAGUGGCUCUCUGAGGAGGCGAGCUCUGCCCCAUAAGGCUCACUCAGACAUCGUCAGGUCCGACCUGCAGAUGUCGUCAUCUCAAGCGACGCCUCGGCCCUUACUGCCAUCAGUGUGUCUACAGAAUGAGCUUGACUCCAGCUGUCGCAGUCUGCAGUCCCCCAUGGACUGUCACAGCUUGCACAGCGGACAUUGGUUGACGCUGAGGAUGCUCUCGUCCAGUCUGGAGGAGUUACAGAGUGGAUCCAAACAGAGACAUGUAAUGGGGCAACCUGUAGAGCCUGUUCUCGAGAACCGGCUCAUAUCGGACAGCAGUAAGUACCGGACUCUUCCAGGGAAGCUGUCCAGACUGGAACAGAACGGAGAGCGGGAGCGGCGCGCAUCUCCACUCCAGCUGUCACCUGAUGAGAGCGAAGAGAGCGAGAUCAACCUGACAAAGUCGGAGAAGACGGAUGAGUCCACGCUGUCGGAUGUGUCGCCCAUGUCAUCAGGCAUGGACUCGGGCCAGCAGUCGCCUGUUUCUCCUGAGAAUAAGAAGAAUCAGAAAGGCAUCAGGAAGCUGUGGGGAAAGAUCAGAAGGACGCAGUCAGGCGGUUUGCCUGCAGAUGGUGUGGACAACAAUGAUUUCAAGAGGGGAGGAGUCCGUGCUACAGCAGGCCCUCGGCUGGCAGGUGUGGGCAACAGCAGAGAUUCAGGACGAGACAUGAACAACACUCCCUUUUCAAAGUGGUCAUGUGAUCAGGUGUGUUUGUGGCUGGAGGAUUAUGGUUUGGGACAGUAUGUCCCCAUGGCCAGACAGUGGGUGAGCAGUGGACAGACUCUCCUCUCGGCCUCCCCGCAUGACUUCGAAAAGGAGCUGGGGAUGAAACACCCACUGCACAGAAAGAAGCUGCAGCUCGCACUGCACUCGUUCACCACACGGCAGACUGAGAAAUCCGCAGAGCUCGACUACAUCUGGGUCACACGAUGGCUGGACGAUAUCGGUUUACCGCAGUAUAAAGACCAGUUCCAUGAAGGCCGUGUGGAUGGGAGGAUGCUGCAGUACCUCACUGUGAACGACCUGUUGAUUCUUAAAGUGAGCAGCCAGCUUCAUCACCUCAGCAUUAAGUGUGCCAUCCAUGUGCUGUAUGUGAACAAGUUCAACUCGAACUGCUUGAAGAGGAGACCGGGGGAUGAGUCACAAAUCCUGACAUCACCUUCCGAGGUGGUCCAGUGGUCCAACCACCGUGUGAUGGAGUGGCUUCGCUCGGUGGAUUUAGCCGAAUACGCUCCCAACCUGAGAGGCAGCGGUGUGCACGGGGGUCUCAUCAUCCUAGAGCCACGCUUUAACUCGGACACGUUGGCGAUGCUGCUGAACAUCCCACCACAGAAGACCCUGCUGAGGAGACACCUCAACACCAACUUCAACUCCCUAGUAGGAAGCCAGGCUCAGCUGGAGAAACAGGAAUACAUGGAGUCUCAAAGCUACACGCCGCUCUCCACUACAGCUAAAAUCCGGCCAAAGAAAAUCGGUUUCUCCAAUUUCAGCCAGCUCCGUAAGAAGCGCCCUGACAACCCUAGCGACUACAUCUGCCCUCUGGAGUCUCCGAAGACUCUAGCGCUGCUCAGCGAUUCCCAGCGGCCCAACUCCGGCGUACAGGAGCGUGAUGUGGAGAGGAAGGAACAGGUGGGGCCUGUGCUGGGUUCAAACUAAACUAACCACCCAUAUCCCCCUGAGCUCACCACCAACUCUCCCUCCACCAAAUCCACUCAUUCCUUGAUUACCUGGGCCAAACCUCACCUCCUGUCUCUCAGUGCCAUCAUCUAAUCCCCAUCAUCCCUUACUCACCAUCACGACAUAACGUUGCCGAGUGACAGUUACGGAAUGGCUGUGAACUGUGAGCUUUUUUUGUUGUUGUUUUUUUGUUUUUAAUAAUUGUAUGAUUUUCUAUGAUGCACAUCAUCAUCUUCGACUUCAUAACCCAUUUUAUAAUUUUGUGCUUUUUGGGGAAAAUGUCAUUAAUGACCUUGUGCAAUAUUUGUACAUGUAUUUAAUAUUUAUCAUGAGGAAUUAACUUUGAACAGGAAUCAGUUUUAACGGAUGAUUUUUAUACCAUCUGCCAGCAGUGUAUGCUGUAUUAAAAAUACUGUAUUUUUCCUAUGUUAUAAUAUUCAAGGUGAUAUUUUUAUAAACAAUUGAUAUGGCACUUCGUAUUACGAAGCACUUUGUAUAUAUUUAUAAAUAUAUAAAAGAGAUAAGACCUAUGCAAUACAAUCAUCAAUAAAACUCAUCCAUCACUGUAA
Molecule: messenger RNA, 3673 nt
Organism: Neoarius graeffei (lesser salmon catfish)
Lineage: Eukaryota; Metazoa; Chordata; Actinopteri; Siluriformes; Ariidae
Gene: ppfibp2b
Product: PPFIA binding protein 2b
Exons: 27
Coding region: 141-3083 (980 amino acids)
Biological process (GO): neuromuscular junction development
Cellular component (GO): presynaptic active zone
Molecular function (GO): protein binding
Source: RefSeq, a predicted model, not a curated record